Molecule: messenger RNA, 993 nt
Organism: Rhizophagus irregularis DAOM 181602=DAOM 197198
Lineage: Eukaryota; Fungi; Glomeromycota; Glomeromycetes; Glomerales; Glomeraceae
Biological process (GO): fatty acid elongation, polyunsaturated fatty acid; fatty acid elongation, saturated fatty acid; sphingolipid biosynthetic process
Cellular component (GO): endoplasmic reticulum membrane
Molecular function (GO): fatty acid elongase activity
Source: RefSeq, a predicted model, not a curated record
AGUAACACAAAACUAAAAUAUAAAUUGGGUAAAUUUCUCGUUUCAUCAUUGAUUUUUGAAACUAAAUUUUUGAAAAUAAAAAAACAUAAAUAUGAAUGACACUAAAAAUUCAAUUGCUCGAGUUGAAGAAAUUUUUUCAAUUCCCUAUGACACAUCGCGUUGGGAUUAUUCUCAAUUUACAAAUCCUUAUGAGUUUCAAUGGAAAGUUGGAAUUACACCAUUUUCUAAUUGGCAGUUUGUCGUGGGUGUUUGGGCAACUUAUUUUGUGACUAUUGUCUCCUUGAAGUAUAUUAUGUCAUUUAGGGCACCAUUUUCAAUGCGAUAUAUAACAGCAAUUCAUAAUCUAUUUCUAUGUAUUGUAUCGGCUGUUAUGUGUGGAUAUGCUAUAAUUGACGUUAUUCGAAGAUAUCAGGAACAUGGCAUAGGAGAAUGCUUUUGUACCUCUGAUUCUUCUUUAGCCAAAGGAAGAAUAUCUUACGUUACCUAUAUUUAUUAUUUAUCAAAAUUUGAUGAAUUAUUUGAUACUGUGAUCUUGGUUUUAAAGAAGAAAUCUAUUAUUUUUCUUCAUUGGUAUCAUCAUGCGAUUGUCAUCCUUAUGGUUUGGUCCUGGCUUGAAGAUUCAAUUAUGUAUGCUAGUAUCGGCAUGAUUGCAAAUACUCUUGUUCAUGUGUUUAUGUACUAUUAUUACUUUUCUGCUUCAUUGGGAAGAUCCGUAUGGUUUAAGAAAUAUAUUACAACAGGACAAAUUGUACAAUUUACCAUAUCAUUUAUAUUAGCGAUACCAUAUCUUUAUUUUCAUUUUACAAAUAAUUGUCAAUUAGGUUUUGUCUCAUUUGUAUUUUCAAUGGUUUGUAAUGGAAGUUUUUUGAUAUUAUUCAUUAGAUUUUAUAAAAAAGCAUAUAAAAGUGGUGCCGGGACCAAAAGAAAAGAAAUGUAAAUAAACCAUUGAGAAAAAACCGAGUAAAAAUUUUUAAUAAACAUCCAUUAAAUUUU